Messenger RNA from Anopheles stephensi (Asian malaria mosquito), 3231 nucleotides. RefSeq names its product homeobox protein slou-like. The transcript has 5 exons. NCBI's taxonomy places the organism in Eukaryota, Metazoa, Arthropoda, Insecta, Diptera, Culicidae. Gene Ontology annotation, cellular component: nucleus. Gene Ontology annotation, molecular function: RNA polymerase II cis-regulatory region sequence-specific DNA binding; DNA-binding transcription factor activity, RNA polymerase II-specific. The record is from RefSeq and is a predicted model, not a curated record. The coding region runs from base 768 to 3059 and encodes 763 amino acids. Gene Ontology annotation, biological process: regulation of transcription by RNA polymerase II; cell differentiation.
AAAAACACACUCGGGAACCUGUUUGCUGGCCCGUGCGCCAUCUGGCCCGUACACCAAGCUGGGAAAAACCUCACUCAGUCAACAUUUGUCCUCGCUGCCAGACAGUUCGUUCUUCGUGCUCGGCGGUACGUCAGUAAUUUCGUACGUCGUGCGUCCGUUCCAGUGCGUGUCACCGUUCGGUUCGAACCGUUUUGUUUUGCUUACACACACUCACCCACACGAGCGUACACACAGGCAAUCAAAAUCGGCUGACAGAACAUUGCUUGUGGACGGCACACUGUUUAUCAACAACGCUCAAACACCGCAUUAUCAACACUGGCGGACGAAGUGGAUUAUUUAGUGGGUAUUUCGAUGUGGUAACGUUUGUUUGUAUGUGUGUGUGCGUGCAAUAUUGUUUAGAUUGUGAUUUGAACAAACUAGUGUGAAUAUAGUAACGAAAAAACUGAGUGCGAAUGCGGUGAGUCGAAUCUUCUUCGUUUGCCGCCUAAAUGUAUGCAAUGUAUUGCACCGCAACAUCAUGAGCGAACAGUGAGAUGAAAAUGACGCGCCGCAAUUGUUUUGAUUGGCGUAUUUGAUGAAGGUUUAGCAGUUAGUUGAUGCACUUCAUCCUGUAAACGUUCCGCGAAACCACAGCCAAAAAGGAUAAUCAAAUUAAUUCGAAUACCAUACUGUGUUUAACGCUACUCGCGAGCGAAGGUGUACUCGUGUAUGUGGAAGAGUGUGUGUGUGUGUGUAAAAACCGGAAGCAUUUGGACAGGUUGUGAACUAUGGUAAUGAUGCAAUCACCAAUGUCUGAUUGCGGGCAACCGGAAAGCCCAUCGCUCUCGCAGCCCAAUUCGCCGCCCGCCUCGACCGAGCUGGCCUCACACUCGCCCAAGACAAUCCUGCUAAAGGGUGGCAGCGGUGGUAUCACCACCACCAUCACCAACACCACCACCACACCAAUCACCACGACGAACGGUUCGGAGGUUGAGACGGACGGUGCGAACGCGCUGCUGCUACGUUUCACCGACGAACGCCGCCUUUCGCUAACACCAUCCGGUCAGCUGCAGGAGGCGGCCAGCAAGUGUGGCACGUUUCUGGAUCUGCGCGCAAACAGCCACAGCACCAGCAGCAACAGCAACAGCAGUACCAGCAGCACCGAACCGCUGGAUGGCGAUCACGAUCAAGCCGAGGGUGAUCAGAUGUUUGCCGACCAGGCGGACGCCAAACAUGGCGACUAUUCACCGUCGACGGAACCACAACAUCACCAGCAGCAGCAGCAGCAACAGCAACAAUCCCAGCAACCCCAACAACCGACGGACCGUGCAGUAAAGUUCUCGAUCGAACGGUUGAAGCAUCUGGCGGAUGGGCAUGCACUGGCCGUCCGUCACCAUCCGCUACACCAUCACCAGUCGGCGGCUGAGCAGCUCGUGUUGGCUGCGGCCGCCGGUGGCCAUUUUCCACCCGGUGCUCACCCCGCGAUGGGUGGCUCGGUGGUGUCUGUGAUACCGUCCGGUUCGGUGUUGCCACCGCUACAUCCGGCCGUCCUGCAUCCGGUACAUCCACCGCCCCACCCGUCCCACCAUACGCCGGUGGCGGCUGGCGUCGCACCGUUGCAGCCGUCCUCCUGCUUCCCGCACGCGUCCGCGUCCGCCCCGACGCACCAGCCCCAUCCCCAUCAACACAGCCACCAUCAACGCCACCAUCAGGCGGCCGUAGCGGCGGCGGCUGCAGCGGCUGCCGCGGCAGCAGCAGCGGCCGCCGCCGCCGCCGUUGCGUCCGGCUCCGGCCCGGCCCAAACGCAACCUCAACAUCCUUCGCAGCAGCAGCCAUCGCCGCACGAUCCCACGAUCGCUAGCCCGAACCAGCAUCAUCCGGGCCACCCGUUCGCUAUCAAAUAUCCGGCGGGCAGCGCAUCGCCGACCGAUCUCGAGAUCGAACGGUUCAAGAUAGCGCGCACCGCGAUCAACAAUACGGCCGCGUUUGCGGCGGCCGCUGCCGCCAAAGAGCUGUCCGACAUUGGGUUCAGGAUACAGCUGCAGGACGGUGGGCAGCAUCACAGUGGGUAUGCGCGUAGCGACACUAGCGAGGAACUGAUCGUGGACGGAAACGAGGAAAGCUCGCAGGAUGGGAUCUCGGGCUGCCCGGUGGAUCUGACGCGCUCGAUGGACAAUGGGACCGAUGCGAAAACGCACGCCAUCCGCGACACGGACAAGGAGGCCGCCUCGAAACGGCUAGCCUUCUCGGUGGAGAACAUACUCGAUCCGAACAAAUUUAACGGCAAGCACGGUGUUGCGACAUCCGGCGGCGCACCCGUUACGGUCGGUGGUAUCUUCGGUUCGAAGCUGAACGGGGGUGGCAAAAUGGUGGCUGCACUCGGUGCUGCUGCUGCCGCUGCCGCUGCCGUCAACAGUGCCGGCGGCAACUACACUACCAACAAUAACAUCUGCACGGUUAACAACAACAACAACAACAACAACAACAACAGCAUCAAUAACAACAAUGCAAAGUUCUGGAGCCAGGCCGGGUUGGAGCGGGACGAUAAGUUGGACGACGAUCACAGCGAUUCGCGCUCCGUUAAGGAUGUGAACGAUAUUGAUCAGGAUGACAUGGGCGAUGACACGAUGGGCAGCGACAUGGAUGACCAUGCCAGCGAAACCGACUCCAAGAAGGAUGGUUCGAACAAUCGGGGCGGCGAUGGCAAGUCGCAGGGCAACAGCUCCAAACCCAGACGUGCUAGGACGGCGUUCACGUACGAACAGCUGGUUUCGUUGGAGAACAAGUUCAAAACCACGCGCUACCUGUCAGUGUGCGAACGGCUCAAUCUGGCUCUCAGCUUAAGUCUUACCGAAACGCAGGUAAAGAUCUGGUUCCAGAAUCGUCGGACAAAGUGGAAAAAGCAGAAUCCGGGUAUGGACGUCAACAGCCCAACGGUUCCACCACCGAACAGUGGCGGCUCGUUCGGGCCGGGAUCGUAUGCCAGCAGCCUGCUCUAUCCACACGCCAUGCCCUAUCCUCCGUACGGACCGUACUUCCAUCCGCUCGGCGGACAUCACCUCGGUCACUCGCACUCGUAAUCGGACCCGGUCCUGCUUCCUCCUACAAUCCUGGUUGUGCAAUAACGAUGCCCCUUCCCUACAUCCAAAGGUAAACUAGAACUACACAAAAAGGCGCAUUUUCGGGAACAUUAGGAGUAUCGGGAGGAAAAACAUUCACAAGUAAUAGAAAGAGAGAGAGAGAAGGGAGAGA